GAGUAUUUUUGACAAUGAAUGCUGGAAAGUCUACUGAACCUGUUGAACACACAAGUAAACAAGUUGCUACUAGCUCGAAUCAUCAUGAAGAAAGAACAGAGGAAGCUUUCUAUCCACCGGAAAGGUCAGUUUGUGUUUGCCCCUUGCCAACAUCCAUAUCGCGAGCCGAAUUAGUAUGCUUCCUCCAUCAAUUUGGAACAGUUAAAAGAGAACAAUUCAGACGCAAAUCUUUCAUCAUUGAAUAUUAUAAUAGUAAACCUGUUGAGCUAUUGUUGAGUAAAGUACAUUGGUUUCAAGGGGAAAAAUUAUGUCUAAGAAGGAAAGGUGAAUUCGAUAAUGAAACGAUCCCAAAGAAAAAGAAGCAUUCACCGUCACAGAUAGAAGCAGCCAAGAAGGCGGCGGAAAAUGCAGAUCCAAUCAGUUACGUCAAUAUAAAUCAUGUUCUUGACAAUAAGGUGGCUUUCGACAAGGAAAUGACAGCGCUGUUGAAUGAAAUACAACUCAGCAACGAAGAAUUGAUGGGUAGAUACAAGGUUAUCUGUCCACAUUUGAACGAGAUAUUCAGGCCGACUUUUCCGGAAUGUCAAAUCUUCAGCUUCGGUUCGACGGUGGCAGAAUUGAGUUUUAAAGAAUGUGACUUGGACAUCUACAUGUAUCUCGGCAGAGUUGGUUUACCACCUAUCUUCAAUCAACCGAACGUGCCACAGCAAAUGAUAACCGCGAUGAUCUUCAAGAAAGUGAGGAAAGUCAUGUAUAGCUUGAGAUACAUCUUCACCGACAUAAUAGCGAUCCCUAAAGCGAAAACGCCUAUUAUCAAGUUCCGUUAUCUACCGACCAACGUUUGUUGCGACAUCUCUUUCAAGAACGGCCUAGGGGUUUACAAGAGCCACUUCUUAAAGUAUUGUGCGACGCAUGAGCCCCGGCUGAAGCCGCUCAUGUUGCUGAUCAAAUAUUGGGCGAAGCAUCUCGGGAUCUCAGGCGGCGGCAGGAUCUCCAACUACGGUUUGGUGUGCCUGGUCAUCUUUUACUUUCAGAAUGUCAAUCUUCUACCGCCGUUGUUGGAGCUGCAGAAGAAUUGCAGACCGGUGGUCAUAAACGGCUGGCAGGUGAAUUUCAACGAGAAUACGCCAAUACCGCCCACCACCAAUAACUGCAGUAUCCCGCAGUUGUUACACGAUUUCUUCUCCUUCUACGCCGAGUUCACCUUCAAUUCAUUUGUCUUGUGUCUGUUGGACGGGAAGAUAUAUCGGGCGAUUGAGUUUGGGCAGGUGCACAACUUGCCCAAUUACAUGAACAGAUACAAGAGCUACGUCUUGGAGAAUAACGCCAGGAAAUUGGACGUGAAUAGGCCGAUGUGCGUUCAAGAUCCGUUCGAGCUCGAUCAAAAUACAACCGCGAUCACGUCCGAGCGCGUCUUAGUGGCGUUUCAGCGUUGCUGCAUGUUCAGCCUCGACGUUUGCAAUGCCGUCCGUGAAAAGAAUUACGAUAACUUACUGAAGACGUUGUUCGGCACAGUGCCUCCGAACAUGGUGCCACCGAAGAAGAAGAAGAAAGUCUACAAAGGAGUAAUCACCGUUGGCCGAUCCAUCAAGGCCGGAUUACCGGAGGAUUUCGAGCAGCGCACGGACAUCGUCGACAAGGAUCAGUACAUAAGGGAAAACUGGUACCACGUGGUCUUCAAUCUGAUCAAGGAUAUUUAUGAGAAAGUCUUCAAGUUGCAAGUUAACGUAUUUCUCGACCUCGAGACGAAGCAGAAGCAGAUCGAGCCGUUGUCACAUAUGCACAUCAGGAACAAUCAGACAAUCACGUUCCACUGUGCCGGCAACCAAUGCGUAUGGAAGAACAGGAAGAAGAAUAACAAAACGCUCUUGGACGUACAGUUGAGCGCGCUGGAGAAAGAAGCGAUCGUGUCGGAUAAAGUAUUGGAGCAGCUCAGCAAGCAGAACAACGAUGGCGCACAAUUGCUGAGUUUCAUCUGCGCAUUGGAAAAAAAGGUGGAUCCAGUGGCGGUGGCUAUUACGAUGCACGACGAGAGUGCUGAUAAGAGCGUUUACCGGCAGUUUGAGUGCUUCGCGGAUAGUAUGACCUCGAAGAUAAUCGAGAAAACGUUGUUGCACAUGUUGCAAUUUCAAAAGACCUACAGCCAAUUGCUGCAAAACAAACAGCCAUGAUGGUCCUAAGGACAUGAUGUGCGUUACAGUCUUUCCUAUAGUGCGCACGGACCAAAAGUCUAACGACUGGAACAAUAUAGAUGUGUUGUACCAGCAGAUUAAAAGGCAUUGUAAUAUAAUUUGAAUCAUGUUAAAUUAUCUUGGGAGAUAAUUCUUUGGGAUCUCAAAGGACAAUGUUUGCGUGUAAAAUACAGGUCAGGAUUAUGGGUUGCGUAAUAAUGUUCUCUGAUAUUGCGUUUAACACUGCUGGACUUUUAUUUUCUGUUUUCUACAUCUGCGACGUACACUACGUGAAAGUCGUCUAUCAUUUUGUUAUAGUUAUUUAUUUUACUAUGAAAUUGGUAUUAAUUUUACUUUUUUCUUUUUGGAGAUAAAGACGCAAAGCUUCUAUCAAGUGCUCCAAUCAGCGUUCGGUUCUUGCAGCAGUGGUGAGAUGUAUUUUUGCAAGACUAUUAUGAUCUUUAUGAUAUUGUAUAUACACGAAGUACAUGCAACACAUUAUUCUUUCGUCACGUUACAUGGUCGUGUGUUAUUUCCAAGCAUGACCGUAAAGAAGUAAACUUUUGUAAGAAUUAAAAAGCAUAUUCGUACGGAAACCCGAUGUAAAUCCACCUCAGCUUAUUUAUUUUAUGUUUUCUUAUCAGUUUCGGGUGCUUCGCAUCACGACACCUUCCCGUGGAGUGGUUCUAUUUGAACACUAAAAUUAUCAAACUUUGUCGAGUAAUCGGUUUGUAAUUUUUUCUUAUAAAAAAGUUACUCCAAUUUUUAAUAGUACAUUCUUUGAGAUUAAUCGUAAUUUUUGUUGUAAUGUGUGAACGAAUAAAUAUUUUUUCCUGUG
This is a messenger RNA of Dinoponera quadriceps, 3009 nucleotides long. Its product is annotated as speckle targeted PIP5K1A-regulated poly(A) polymerase-like. Gene Ontology annotation, biological process: mRNA 3'-end processing; mitochondrial mRNA polyadenylation. The coding region runs from base 15 to 2171 and encodes 718 amino acids. NCBI's taxonomy places the organism in Eukaryota, Metazoa, Arthropoda, Insecta, Hymenoptera, Formicidae. The record is from RefSeq and is a predicted model, not a curated record. The transcript has 4 exons. Gene Ontology annotation, molecular function: poly(A) RNA polymerase activity.